AUAAAGAAUAAGUAACAGAGAGAAAAAGCAUACCACACAAUAUUCCCUUCUCUCUCUCUUCUUUCGCUGGUAGAGAGCCUCUCUCUAAAGCAAAAACACGAGCGAUAAAAAAAUCCGAGGGAGCUAGAAACGAAACGAAACGAAAGAAGACCAUCUUUACUUGUUUCUCUGUUCGUUUUUUUUAUUUUUCUUUUUUUUUCUAGAUGCGAAUAUCUUAAGAUUCAACUGGCUGAAAUCGAGAUGAAGAUUUUGCGAGAUCAGCCAAAUUGUUGGGAUCAAUCAAAGAUAGUGGUCAAAAAACCCCAAGUGGAAAAUACAGUCGCAUAGAUUUCGUCAGAUCUGUUAAUCUCCGGUACUCAAUUCUCAUUGAUUCGUCCUCUGUUAUGCUAAAGUUAAGUGUAUGAAUAAGCUUAGCAUAAUUAGUAGCGUCGCUGAGAAAACUCGAAUGGAGGAGGAGUAUUUCUUGAAGAUCAUGAGCUUAGAGGAAUCCAAGAAGAUGAGAAACAUUGGAUUGUCUUAAGAAAAAUCAAACCUUUUGAAAACUUACUUACUCUCUGUGGUUGGGAAUCUCUUUAUCUAGAGAGCUCAUGGAAGACAUGACCCCAGCAGUUGCAAUGACUCUGAGCAUAGCUAACUCAAUAUGUGACUCAUCAUCACCUGUUGAGAUCUCUCAGCUCAAGAACGUUACCGAUGCAGCUGAUUUGUUACCUGAUUCAGCCAAUCAGAGCUGUUGCAAUGGAGAGACUGAUUCCACCAUGGAAGAUGUCUCUAAAAGCGGGUCAACAGUUGUGGAUGAAGACGAGGUAUUAUCCGUUGUGGAGGAUACUAAUGCAGUCAUAAACGAAGGCUUAUUGGUUCUUGAUCCUGGCUCUGAGUUAAGCUUGUCUGAUACAGCAAUGGAGAUUGAAAACGGGAGAGUUCUUGCUACAGCGAUCAUCCUAGGAGAAUCAAGCAUCGAGCAGGUCCCCACGACGGAAGUCCUUAUCGCUGGUGUGAAUCAGGACACGAACAUAGAGAAUGGUUCAGCUUCGGAGGUUGUCAUUCGGUUGCCAGAAGAAAAUAGUAAUCAUCUGGCGAGAGGGAGAAGCGUCUAUGAACUGGACUGUAUACCUCUUUGGGGCACGGUUUCUAUUCAAGGUAAUAGAUCCGAGAUGGAGGAUUCUGUUGCGGUGUUACCUCAUUUUCUUAAGUUACCUAUCAAAAUGCUUAUGGGGGAUCAUGAGGGUAUGAGUCCAAGCCUCACACACCUCACCGGUCAUUUCUUCGGUGUUUAUGAUGGUCAUGGAGGCUUUCAGGUUGCUGACUAUUGCCGAGAUAGACUCCAUUUUGCCUUGGCUGAAGAAAUCGAGCGCAUAAAAGACGAGUUAUGCAAGAGGAACACAGGAGAGGGUAGGCAGGUCCAGUGGGAGAAAGUCUUCACUAGCUGUUUUCUAACCGUUGAUGGUGAGAUAGGAGGGAAAAUUGGGAGAGUUGUUGCUGGUUCUUCUGAUAAGGUUCUUGAGGCGGUUGCCUCUGAGACUGUAGGAUCAACUGCUGUGGUUGCUUUGGUUUGUUCAUCACAUAUAGUAGUUUCUAACUGUGGUGAUUCAAGGGCGGUUUUAUACCGUGGCAAAGAAGCCAUGCCUUUAUCAGUCGAUCACAAACCAGAUAGAGAGGAUGAGUAUACAAGAAUAGAAAAUGCUGGAGGGAAAGUUAUACAGUGGCAAGGCGCUCGUGUAUUUGGUGUUCUCGCCAUGUCUAGGUCUCUUGGUGAUAGGUAUCUGAAGCCAUAUGUGAUCCCAGAACCGGAAGUGACAUUCAUGCCAAGGUCAAGAGAAGACGAGUGUCUAAUACUAGCCAGUGAUGGUCUUUGGGAUGUAAUGAACAACCAAGAAGUCUGUGAAAUAGCGAGGAGACGGAUCUUGAUGUGGCAUAAGAAGCACGGGGCACCACCUCUAGCAGAGAGAGGCAAAGGAGCAGAUCCAGCUUGCCAAGCCGCGGCUGAGUACCUCUCUGUGCUUGCUCUUCAAAAAGGAAGCAAAGACAACAUCUCCAUUAUUGUGGUUGACUUGAAAGCUCAAAGAAAGUUCAAGACCAGAGCUUGAAGCUCGAAGCUUGAACAAACAGUCCGCUUACUUACUUUUUUUAGUGGGGUAAGUUCCAAAAAUUUUCUUAUAAUUUUACUAGAUCGUAACAGAUCUAAUUUCGACUUGUUUUUUACAUAUUAUUUACUCAAUAUUGUUAGAGGGAGGGAAAUAAGAAAGAAAAAAAAUGUGGGUUGGGGAGGAGAAGUUAAGACUGAAGAAGAUAAUGAUGAUGCAUAGCUAAUUAUAAGUACAUUCCUUUUUCUCAUGGAAUAUGGAUUGGUAUCUGUAAGAAGAAAUAGGCCAAGAUAUGUCUUUUUUUGGGGGGUAUUAAAGUAGAUGAAUAUGUUGUAAUAUUUAAAGAUGUGGCUAAUGAAAUUGUAAUUGAAACUCUGUCACA
This is a messenger RNA of Eutrema salsugineum, 2463 nucleotides long. Its product is annotated as protein phosphatase 2C 16. The coding region runs from base 588 to 2084 and encodes 498 amino acids. The transcript is spliced from 5 exons. Gene Ontology annotation, biological process: protein dephosphorylation. NCBI's taxonomy places the organism in Eukaryota, Viridiplantae, Streptophyta, Magnoliopsida, Brassicales, Brassicaceae. The record is from RefSeq and is a predicted model, not a curated record. Gene Ontology annotation, molecular function: protein serine/threonine phosphatase activity; cation binding.